ACUGCUGCCACCCACAACCCCAACCCUCUGGAAGAUCUGCCAUCUGAGUGUAGGGUGGGUUUUGCACUUCCCGGGACCUGGGUCGAGCCAUACGUCUGUCUCUCCACCCCCAGGAUUACAACAAAAACCCGCCAUGCCUCUGGGAACACCUGCCUCCCAAAACAAGCGGAAAACGCUCUCCAAGAUCAUAACUGACCUAUCACAUAUCACUCAGGAUGAGUAUGAGUUGGAGCCAGAGGCAUCUGAGCUCGACCUGGGAACAAAGAUCAGGACUCCCAAAGAUAUCAUGCUAGAGGAGCUUUCCCUGCAGAACAACCGAGGAUCCAAGAUGUUCAAGAUGAGGCAGAAGAGAGUGAAUAGGUUCAUUUACGAGAACAACCCAGACAUCUUCAGCAGUGAGUCUAUGGACAACCUCCAGAAGUUGGUUCCCUCUCUGGGUGGUCAGGUGGGAGGUCAGAUAAUAACUGUCGGUGGGCAUUUUGUUAGCAAAGACGUUGGACAGCUGCAUUUUGUAGGGCUAAAUACUGGAGGUGGGGCCCCUGUGCCUCCUCCAAAGCCUGGAAGCAAAGGUGCAGGAGCAGGAGGAGCAGGAGGAGCAGGAGGUGCAGGAGGAGCAGGAGAACUGGGUGGGGGCGACCAUGGAAAAGGUGGAGAAGGAGAGUGGUCUCCACUCAAAGGAGGUGGAGGGGAUGCUAAUAAGAAGGGCAUGCAUGUGAAGACAUUCAUAUCGCCAUGGGAGAAGGCCAUGAAGGGUGAUGAAAAUCUGAUAGCCACUCUGAAAGUUACAAUGCCUGGUCCCAUUGAUAAAAAGGAUAUGCCCAAAUGGAAAUGCUUCAACAGGUCUGCCAUACCCUACGGUGGCUUCGAGAAGGCCAACCAGUUCCUGAAAUUCCAGCUGCCAGAAACUGAGACCAAACAGGAGCCUGAACCCGCAGUGGUGUACCAACAUGAUAUUGGCUGCCGGCCUUCCUUCAACCGCACUCCUAUUGGCUGGGUGGGCAGCAGUGAGCCCAGCAGCAUUCAUAUGGAGACGGAUGCUGUACCCUUCGAUGGAGAGACCGACGAGCUGUGAAAAAAUAUUCAUACAGUGAUUGCACUUACUGUGCACAUACACAAACACACACACACACACACGCAUGAAUGAAUGCAUGCAUACAUGUUAGCAUGCACAAGCACACAAUAGAAAAGCUUACAACUAACUGUUAUACUGAUGAAUUUGAAUCUCUCAGUGUGGAUAACUAAAAGCGUACAUGAAUUGUGGUCAUGUUCUUAUUUUGCUCUGUAUUUGGUUGUAAGGCAAAGAAACGAGCUAUAGAUGUUAUGGGGAGAGGAAAUAUCAAACGUUUAUUUGUUAAGUUCAUAAGUUGAGUCUAAACACUCCUUAAAUUAGUCAGAAAAGGUGGUGUGAAGUUGCAGAUUUUGUCAAUGAGGAAAGAAUGAAUUGCGUAUGAAGGACAGAUUUAUGUUAUGUAAUGUCUUAAUGUCAACCUGUUGCCAUAUUUGUUAUUUCCCAGUGCCUAUUUUGUUGUUAAGAUUCUCUGAUCUUUUGUUGAGCUACGAACCCUACACACCUGUCUAAGUCGGGAUGCAUGCAUAGAGUCAGUUGCUGAUCCAUUGACCUGCUGUACCAACACAGUUUCUCCACAAUAAACCCCUUUAAACUGUA
Messenger RNA from Dicentrarchus labrax (European seabass), 1666 nucleotides. RefSeq names its product myozenin 1a (gene myoz1a). Gene Ontology annotation, cellular component: actin cytoskeleton; Z disc. Gene Ontology annotation, molecular function: actin binding; FATZ binding; telethonin binding. The transcript is spliced from 7 exons. Lineage: Eukaryota; Metazoa; Chordata; Actinopteri; Moronidae. The coding region runs from base 134 to 1072 and encodes 312 amino acids. The record is from RefSeq and is a predicted model, not a curated record.